This is a messenger RNA of Stereum hirsutum FP-91666 SS1, 786 nucleotides long. Its product is annotated as cytochrome P450. The transcript has 8 exons. Gene Ontology annotation, molecular function: monooxygenase activity; oxidoreductase activity, acting on paired donors, with incorporation or reduction of molecular oxygen; heme binding. NCBI's taxonomy places the organism in Eukaryota, Fungi, Basidiomycota, Agaricomycetes, Russulales, Stereaceae. The record is from RefSeq and is a predicted model, not a curated record. The coding region runs from base 1 to 786 and encodes 261 amino acids.
AUGGCCAUCUACUUCGCCUUGGUCCAGGAGGUAGAAAUCGAGAACGUCGGUCUUUGCGAGCCUCAUGAAAAUGGGUCUGCGCCCACGUCUGUCGCGGCUUCCAUGUUGGAAGACGUACACAAUGAGGACGAUGAGAUUGUCGCAAGAGACAGUGUCGGUGUCGCUUACGCUGGCAUAGAUACGACCAGCUCCUUUUUACAAACAUUCGUUCUAGCCAUGAUCACACAUCAGUCGGUGCAAGAGAAAGCUCAAGCAGAGGUCGAUCGCGUUAUCGGCGUCGAUACUCUACCGACCUUCAAACAUCGAGACCAACUGCCAUACAUCGAUGCACUGAUCAAGGAGUGCAUGCGUUGGGGAGUUAUUCUUCCCAUGGGCGUGCCGCACCAGGCAACGAGUGACGAUGUAUAUAAAGGGUAUCAUAUCCCUCAGGGCGCUCUCGUGAUGGCCAACAGCUGGUCGAUACUGCACAACUCGGAAAUCUAUCCUGACCCGGAAGUCUUCAGGCCAGAGCGCUUUCUCGAGGACGGAUGCAAGGACUAUAGUGACUUCGCAUUUGGCUACGGAAGACGGGUGUGUCCAGGUAAAUGGUUCGCUACAGAGGCCGUGUGGGCGGCCGUCGUAUCGAUAUUGGCAUCUUUCGACAUUGUGCCGUCAAUGGAUGAGGAGGGAAAGCUAAAGUCUGUCACUGUGGAUUGCACUGUUGGCGCAGUUUCGAUGCCCGUUCCCUUUGAUUUCGACCUGCGCGUCAGGUCAGCGAGUAUGAAGGAGUUACUCGCGGAAUUGUAG